AUGUUAAAAAUUUUGAAAUGUCAUUUUAAAAAAAAAGUUAAAGUCUAUUCAGAUGGAAAUGAUAAUGAAGAUAGAGGAAAAAUAGUAAAAUAUAAUGGAGAUGAAAAUACGUUGCUAAAGUCAGAAAAUACAUCAAUAAAAAAAAUGAGAUCUGUAUUAUAUGAAGAGUCUAUUAAUUUUAGUGAAAGUAAUACUUAUUAUAAAAGUACAAAUAUUCAUAAUUAUAAUAACAUAAAUGCUUACUCUGAUUAUAUAAAAAAGUCUAAAUAUGCAAGAACAUAUGAACAGGAAAAUAUUUAUAAUGAAGCUUUGAAUUUAUAUAAUAAUAGAAACACAUAUAAAAAAAAAAGAUAUUUUAAUGAUUUUUAUGCAAAUAUAAGAAAGAAUAUACGUAAGAGUGAAUUUUUUGGUGAUAAUAAUGGAUAUAUUGAAGAAUAUCAGAUAGAAGGAAGUAAUAAUGAUUUAGAUAAAAAAAUAUUAAAUGAAAAUAUCUAUAAAAUAAGAAAAAGAGAACAAAGUAUUUUAUUCCAUAAUAAAUAUAAAGAAUUGUUUAGUGAAAGUAAAAUUAAUAUGAAAACUAUUAAUGAAACACAUAAUAGAAGAAAAACCUGUAAAAGGGAUACUAAAGAAAAAGUAAAAAGUACUAAUUUAUUAUGUGAUAUAAAAGAACUAAAUAGUUUUAGUGAUACAAAUUCUUUUGAUGAAAAAGAUGAAAAUUUCUUAGAAAAACUAAUAAAGUUACAAUAUACACCUGAGCAGAUAUCACAAUUAAGCGAUUUAUUUGAGAAUCCCAAAACAUUAAAAAAUGUAAAUGUUAAAAUAUUGAAGUGGUUAAAUAAUCAACUGAAUAAUGGUUAUUGGUUAGAAAGAUUUUCUUUAUUUCUAUUAGGAUUGACUAUAGCUAUAGGUGUAGGUAAUAUUGAAACAAUAUGGUUUUUAAUGUCUACCUGGCAUGGUGUUAUUUUUAUUUUACCUUACAUUCUUUGCUAUAGCUUUGUUUGCCAUCCCAUUUUAUCAUUUGAAUUAUAUAUAGGGCAACUCGUUAGAACAUCUGCUCCUUUCGUCUUUUAUAGAUUAUUGAAACAAUCUGCUUCUGUUGGUUUUCUAAUGGUAUUAACAUGCUUAAUAAAUAGUUAUAUAAAUAGUUAUAGAACAGCAGCAGAAUAUUUUAUAUAUUUAGUGAACUCCUUUAAAAAAGAAUUACCAUGGAAAUUAAAUAGUGUAGAAAUUGAUUUUUGCACAAGUUUUAAAAAUGAUUUUGUAAGUUGCCAUAAGUAUAGACCAUUAUGUUUAUUUUCAAAAUCUACCUCCUCUUGUGUACCUAAUAAUUUAGGAAAAGCUUAUUUAAUUUAUCAAAAUAAAUUUUUUCCGAAAAAUGAGUUAUAUAAUUCUCUAUUAAACAUAAAUAAAAAUAAUUCUUAUAUUAAUAUUUUCUCUAGAAGUGAAUCUUAUAUAGAUAAGGAUACAUUAUUUUUCUUAUUUGUUUGCAAUUUUUUAGUUACAAUUUUUCAGUUGUUUGGUUUAACUAAUUUCGCCUUUUGUUCAGCUCUUGUUCUUUUGUUAAUAGGUUUUUUAUCUAUUACUCAGUUUGCCACUAUGUUUAAUCUUAGUGGUGCGACUCAGGCAUAUUCUCACGUUUUAAAAUCAUGGGAAAUUUCUUAUAUAUAUACUUAUUCAUCAAUAUGGUCUCAAUGUGUUUCUUUUGCUCUUUAUGAGUUAUCAAUUGGAAUCGGAAUUUAUUCAUCUCUAGCAACAAAAUCUAGAAUAGGAACAAAUUUAGCUUUUGAUGGAUAUGCUAUUACCAUAUGGAAUUCCAUAAUUUCUGCACUUAUGUUUUUUUCAGCAGUUGCUGUUAUUGGUUUUAUCUCGAAAAGUUUAAAUUCCAAUUUUGUUGAUAUUUUAGAAUAUUCAAGAAAAGAUUGCUCUUUUGUUCUUUUUCCUGUUGGAUUUACUUAUUUAAAGAAAAUGGAAAAAACUUUAUGUAUGCUAUACUAUGGUUCAUAUGCUGUUCUAUCAUGUGCUUCUUUGGCUAUACAAUAUGAAGUUUUAGUGAUGACUAUAAAAGAUUUUAAGUUUUCCAAAAAUAAAAAGAAAAGAACUAUUAUUUUAACUUUGUCUAUAUUUUUUUUCUUAGCUUCCUUUUUUAUAUCUAAUACUGAUUCUAAAAAUGUUAUUUGGUUUUUAACUUUUACUAUUUCAGAAAAUGGUAGAGUUUUUGUUGCUCUUUCAAUUUGUGUUAUUUUAGGAUGGUUAUAUAAUAUACAAGCUCAAUUUAAAGCAUUAACAACUAUAUGUGUUUUAUCAUUUAAUAUAACCUUUUGGAUAUUAAAUAUAAUUGUCAGUGUUUUAUUCAAUUAUUUAAGUUAUCAUAUUUAUGUUUUAUACUUAUGUAGAUUAAUUAUAUUUUUAAUAAGUACCAUAGUGGCUCUAUUAGCUUUGAAAAUUGAAGUUCAUCUAAAUAAAAAUGAAAUGGAAUUUUUUUAUAAAAAUCUUACUUAUAAGGAUAUACUAUAUACACUAUAUUUAGGAAAUAUUGAAAGUUUAAGAAAAGAAUUACAACGAAUAAUAAGUGGGAAUGUAUAUAUUGGAAACAUUUCUAUGUUUUGGUCUAUUAGUAUAAAAUAUAUAGCAACAUCUAUUUUACUUUCUGCUUUAAUCGAAUUUGUAGAUGGAAUAUUUUAUAGUACUGAAAUAAAAGAAAAAGUUAAAUUAAUACCCAAGGGUUGGGUCAUUUUUUCUAUCUGUUUUUGGAUAUUUACAUUCCUCCUUUUACUGAUGUUUCCUUUUUUUACUAAUUUAUUUGAAAAGUAUUGCGCUCCAGAUGAUUAUUUUGUUGAUUUUGAAUUGUUGCCCUCUAAACCGUUAAAAGAAAUACAGAAUUUUAAUUUACUCUCUUAUUUUUAUGAAUUUAAAAAUAUUAAUAAAAAAAAAAAAAAAAAAUUUUCAUUGAUUAGAAAUAAUUAA
Messenger RNA from Plasmodium relictum, 2964 nucleotides. RefSeq names its product transporter, putative. Gene Ontology annotation, cellular component: membrane. The record is from RefSeq and is a predicted model, not a curated record. The transcript has 8 exons. Bases 1 to 2964 code for a protein of 987 amino acids. NCBI's taxonomy places the organism in Eukaryota, Apicomplexa, Aconoidasida, Haemosporida, Plasmodiidae. Gene Ontology annotation, biological process: sodium ion transmembrane transport.